Molecule: messenger RNA, 1920 nt
Organism: Penicillium robsamsonii
Lineage: Eukaryota; Fungi; Ascomycota; Eurotiomycetes; Eurotiales; Aspergillaceae
Gene: abr1
Product: multicopper oxidase abr1
Exons: 2
Coding region: 1-1920 (639 amino acids)
Biological process (GO): cellular response to iron ion starvation; reductive iron assimilation
Cellular component (GO): high-affinity iron permease complex
Molecular function (GO): copper ion binding; ferroxidase activity
Source: RefSeq, a predicted model, not a curated record
AUGGCCAAAUUUAGUCUUUUAGGGCUGGCCACUUGGGUUGGCUUAGCCGCAGCCAAGGACGUCUACCUGGACUGGAACGUCACUUGGGUUAAUGCUUCCCCCGAUGGGUUCCAGCGUCCGGUCAUUGGUAUCAAUGGCCAAUGGCCCUGCCCGCAGAUCAAUGUGGAUUUGGGCGACAAACUGAUCGUCGAUGUCUACAACGGCCUUGGAAACGAGUCCACGGGUAUCCACUGGCACGGCAUCCGCCAGGAGGGCAGUGGUGUUAUGGAUGGUGCCGUUGGAGUCACCCAGUGCCCGCUUGCGCCAGGAGAGCACAUGCAAUAUCACUUCGACAUCAACCAAACCGGAACGUACUGGUAUCACUCGCACGACAUGGGCCAGUACCCCGAUGGAUUCCGUGGUGCUCUGAUCGUUCGUGACCCUAGUCCUCCUUUCCACUUCGACGAUGAGUUCACACUCACUCUGAGCGACUGGUACCAUGCCGAGAUGCCGGGGCUGCUCAACACCUAUCAGUCCACGGAAAAUACGAAGAACCAUGGCGCUGAGCCCAUUCCUGACGCGACAUUGAUCAACGACUCAACCAGCACCAAGAUCAAGGUGCUGCCUAACAAAACGUAUCUUGUUCACAUCAUCUGUAUUGGAAACUGGCCCGGCCAUUUCUGGGUGAUCGAUGGCCACGAGAUGACUGUGGUGGAGGUCGACGGCGUCUAUACUGACCCCUACCCUGCUGGAGACAAGUUCCUGCGUGUCGCAACCGGCCAGCGUAUGAGCGUUCUGAUCAAAACCAAGUCUGACGCCAGCAAGAACUUUGCGAUCUGGGAUACUAUGGAUGUCAACAUGAUGUUUAUCUUCGAGAAUCGUACCAUCCCAGAAAACUACAACCCUAAUGCCACCGCCUGGUUGGUAUACGACGAGGCGAAGCCCCUGCCCGCGCCUCCCGUUUUCCAGCACAUUGACUUCAAUGAUGACUUUGUGGAUGAUGUCAACCUGGUACCAGCAGACCACGAGCCCUUGCUUGAGCCCGUGAACCACCAGAUCAUUAUGGACACCGGCGUCGCGCUGAUUAACGGUGUCCCACGCCACACGGUUAAUAACAAGACCUACAUCGCCCCGAAAGUGCCGUCUCUAUACACUGCCAACACAGUCGGAUCCGAGUUUUCCUCCAACCCCGAAGUUUACGGCCAAGUCAACCCCUUCGUCGUGAAGCACAACGACAUCGUCGAAAUCAUCAUCAACAACCAUCACGGCAACUUGCACCCCUGGCACUUGCACGGCCACCACUUCCAGGUUCUACAGCGCACCCCAGUCGAUGGCGGUUUCUACAACGGCUUAACGAGCAACGUCUCCACGACCCCGAUCAGACGCGACACCAUCAUGGUCCAGAACAACGGCCACGCCGUCAUUCGCUUCCGCGCAGAUAACCCCGGUGUUUGGAUGUUCCACUGCCACGUCGAGUGGCACGUCGAGGGUGGUCUUAUGGCCACUAUCAUCGAGGCACCCGAGACCUUCCCGGAUAGCGUCCACGCUCCCCCGAAGAGCCAUUACGACGCCUGCAGGGCCUAUCCCCAACAAACCAGCGGUAAUGCCGCUGGCAACAAGGGUCUCGACUUGACCGGACUCAAUACUACGGUUGAAUCUGGCAGCCACGGCGCUCUGUAUACCAAGAAGAAGGGCACCAAAGUUCCCGCUUCUGCGGCUCCGUCUCAUAAAUCGGAACAACCAGUGGCGCCAAAUCCCGCUGCCAAGCCAUUCCCAUCAACUCCCCAAGCCCCUUCUGUGCCCUUUCCACAGGGCUCGCGCCCCAAGUUCCCACAAAACUCUCCCGACAUGGCGUCGGUAGCAGCAACUGCGGAGAGUACCAAGGGUUUCUGGCCUUUCAGUAAUCGUGAUAUUUUCUCUGAACUCGAGGACUGGGAGUAA